Messenger RNA from Myxocyprinus asiaticus (Chinese sucker), 2011 nucleotides. Its product is annotated as vacuolar protein sorting-associated protein 37A-like. Gene Ontology annotation, cellular component: ESCRT I complex. The record is from RefSeq and is a predicted model, not a curated record. Lineage: Eukaryota; Metazoa; Chordata; Actinopteri; Cypriniformes; Catostomidae. Gene Ontology annotation, biological process: protein targeting to membrane; ubiquitin-dependent protein catabolic process via the multivesicular body sorting pathway; protein targeting to vacuole. Bases 327 to 1490 code for a protein of 387 amino acids. The transcript is spliced from 12 exons.
GCUGACGUCACGCUCACACGCGUUGUUUUCUUCCGAACCCGUGCGCUUCAGACUUUCAGCUUGAUAUCUCAUACUGUCAUUAAAACUCAACAGACCUUAGCUUAUUUUUUUUUUAAACAGUAACAAGCGUUUCGUUUACGUUUCAUAUGUACACAUGUAAACAGGUGUUAGGUCGCUAAUAUUAUUAAAAACACUAGAUAGAGCCGCAGCUAAUGCUAAUGAUGGCGAUGGGUAUUUAUUGAAUUCCUGUUUCAUUUUGUCAGGCCUCUUUAAACCGACACCGCCGACAAGAUUCAAGCCUUUAGUUUGUGUUUUGGCAGACGAGAAUGAACUGGAUUUUCCCCCUGUCCAAGGGCUCCGGAUCGAUCCCUCCUCUGAACAGUUUACAGAAACAAAGACAGAGACAGAUCGACUCGCUCAAAGCUGCUCACUCCAAUCUUGCUGAAAUUCAGAAGGAUGUGGAGUACAGACUUCCUUUUACUGUCAACAACUCAACGAUUACUCUUAAUAUUUUGCUCCCACCACAGUUCCCUCAAGAGAAACCAGUGGUCAGCUUGUUCCCACCAGUAGGUCAUCAUUUAGUAGAUGGUAAUAAUGGGACAGUGGUUACCAGCCCACUCAUAACUAAUUUUGGAAUGCAUUCAGAUUUAGGAAAAGUAAUUCAGAGUUUGCUAGAUGAGUUCUGGAAAAGUCCUCCUGCCUUGAUGUCAGGUCCCACCUUUCCUUUUAUGUACAAAACACCGGGAAUGCCUCCUUAUCCAGCUCAGAGCUUCCAUUUUGUUCCUGCCUUCCCACCACAGGAUGGACAGCGGCCUAUCGGGCCUGCCCCUGUGUUGCAUGCAGGGGUGGAGCCUCAGCAAGCCCCUCUCCGACCAGUGGCACCAGCUUAUGGACUCAUCACAGACCUUCCUCUUCCUGUACCAACCGCUGAUUCCCAGUCAGGUCUGAAUGGACACAUAUACAGGAUGCCUGAAAUACCAGAGUCCUUUCCAGAACUCUCUGGGAUUAGUGUUUCCCAGCUGAAAGACAUGAACGAUCAAGAUGAUGUGUUGUUGGAGUUCUUCAUGUGUCUGCCUCAGCUAAAACAAGUGACCUCUGACAAAGAGGAGCUGGUUAACAACAUUGUAGAGAUAGCCAAGAAGAACCUACAGCUCGAGCCUCAACUGGAGGGCAAGAGACAAGAGAUGCUGUGUAAAUAUGAACAGCUAACCCAGAUGAAGUCAGUAUUUGAAACCAAGAUGCAGAGACAACAUGAACUCAGUGAGAGCUGCAGUCUGAGUGCACUACAAGCCAGAUUAAAGGUAGCAGCUCAUCAGGCUGAAGAAGAGUCUGAGGUGACAGCAGAUCAUUUUCUGGAAGGAAAGACAGAGAUUGAUGACUUCUUAGCCAGCUUCAUGGAAAAGAGAACGCUUUGCCAUUGCAGAAGAGCCAAAGAGGAGAAGCUUCAGCAAUGCAUGAACACACAUGGACAGUUCCCCACCACACAUUAGAAUGAAUGUCCUGGUGCUCUUUCCUUUGAGGAAGGUUUGGGAUCAAUCUACCAGCAGACCAGUGGGCUUUUGAGACAGGAAGCACAUAUUGUGGUCUAUAGCCUUGAUUGGGCAAACCUAGAUUCUUCAAUGAAAAAAAGAUUCUUCUUUUUCAAAUCAAAGACUUUUGCACAUGAUUCCAAAAGUGUUAAGCUCACACUGGUUGAGUUGGUCAGAUAGAAGUAGUCUGGAUAUGGCCAGUCUGGCUCUGACCCAAAUGCUGUAAUCAGAGGAGAGCAAAUGGUGUUUAAUAGGUGUCAGAGACAGGCUGAGUUCAAAGCUUAUUAGUUCAGUUGAUGAUGUGACAAAUGGGGUUGGGCCUUAUAUGCACUUGAUUUUGAACAAUGUUAAUGCUGCCGGAAAUGUAACUAUGACACAGACAUACUGUAUUUAAUAAUGUUGAUAAAAGGCUUUAUUAUAAUUAGACAUUGUAUUAUGUUUAUUUAAUUUGAUAGGUUAAUAAAACAUUUAGAAUAAUCCCG